Molecule: messenger RNA, 5961 nt
Organism: Macrosteles quadrilineatus (aster leafhopper)
Lineage: Eukaryota; Metazoa; Arthropoda; Insecta; Hemiptera; Cicadellidae
Product: atrial natriuretic peptide-converting enzyme-like
Exons: 18
Coding region: 170-3178 (1002 amino acids)
Biological process (GO): proteolysis
Cellular component (GO): membrane
Molecular function (GO): protein binding; serine-type endopeptidase activity
Source: RefSeq, a predicted model, not a curated record
AACUCGAUAUGACAGUACAGUAGUACGGGGCCCGGAGCGGCGCGCCGGCGCGGCCCCAUCGACCCGGGAGAGUAAAUACGCUACAUUUUACGUUACGGGAUCGGGACGGUCUGCACCCUUGGACGAGCGGCUGACGGAGCCUGUUGCGGCCACGGCGCCUCCCAGACGGAUGUCCGAAGGUCACGGACCCGCUCGCCGCCACAGUGCCGCCCCCAGUACCGCCCCCGGCCACAGCUAUCUCCGCCCCCACUAUGCUGCGGACUGGAUUAGGGCCACCAACAAUAGUGCUAGAGCGUAUCGUGCCGCAAGUCUGGCCCUGGGUUCUUCCUGCUAUCAGGAGGAGUACCCUAGCUCCCUCUUGGACAUUCUGAUGGCAAACGAAAACGACAAGGGGCUACUAUCUCCUACGGCCGCUCAUGUCAAUCCCAAGAGUUUCCAAAGCGCCUUUUGCCUUCCAACCUCUAACUAUGCUAAGGUAAAUGAUGGAGUGCCUCCCCCUGUGCCGGAAAGAUCUCGCCCCUCAGCUCCGCCCCAGAUGGCCAAGCCGCCGCCAGCUCUUCCCCCUCCCCCAUCCACAGCCCCACCUCCUCCCCCUAGAACCAGGAUUGGUCCACCCCCUACCCCGCCUAGAUCUAAAGCUCAACAGUCUUCUAUACUGAAUAAUGCUCAACCUCGGAAUAUAUCUAGUUCAUUAACUGACUUAGAACGAAGACAAUCCCAAAAACCGCCUGUAGAAAAUGAAAAGCAACCCCCUCCUCGGCCCCAGGCACCGAGCUACAAGAAGUACGACCCUCCAGAAUCUCCGAGAAAGAAAACCUUCAAGCCACCUCCGCUGCAGACUCAACCCGACGAAGACAAACAGCUUUCUCACAUACUGAUGCAAAACGAGGGACUCAACGGUAGUGCCGGUAAAAUCUCUAUGAGACAAGAUUCUAAUGUUUCCAGCGACAGUUUCAGCCAAAACUCAUCCCCUAGCUACACGACUAAGAGUAUGGAAACACCAUUGUUGGCGCAGUGCGGCAAGAAGAGCCGACGCAUUACCAAUGAACGUCGCGGCGCAGAAAUGAGAGGAGGAGACAGUGACGAGGCAGUGAGCGGACUAGAAUCUGCGACGCUUGAUGAUGCUAACAACGCUCUGACCAAGAGUCACUCGACACCUGCGAGUCUCCAAGCCAUUGUCCGCUUCCAUCACGGCUCUAACAUGUCCAUCCACCACAGGAUUAUAAAUGACAUUCGGAGACCGUCAACACACUACAUCACUAGGGGAAGGCUGAGGUUUCAGUUUGCUCAGGUUAUUCUCAAUGCAGUUGCUCUACUAGCCAUUGCCGGGGGAUUGGCUGCCUACUUUCAAGCUUACCCCUCAGCAGUGCGAUACAUCAAUAGGACCAUCACGGAACCCUCCAUUGCAGUCAAACCUCCAGAGGAUGUUAAUCCUGCUCCUGGGAUUUGUUUACCAGUGAUAGUCACAUUUUGCCUGCAACACAAAAUUCCCUACAACUACACAAUGUUUCCCAACUACAUUGGUCACUUCACGCAGCGUGAUGCUCAGCAGGAACUGGAAGUUUACGAUGCGGUGGAGGACGUCAGAUGUUACGAGUUGGCUGCAUUGUUUUUGUGUUCAGUUUUUGUGCCAAAGUGUGGACCUACAGGACAACUGGUUCGCCCUUGUAAAAAUUUGUGUGCUGAAACCAAGAGAAGGUGUGGGUUCUUUCUUGAUGUGUUUGGUCUGUCUUUGCCGGACUACCUCGAUUGUGACUUGUUCCCUGACUCAGAAGAUGCGGAUGUCUGCGUGGGAAAUAAGGAGGUCGUUGAAGCUGAAAAGCGUGCUCAGAAACCAGUGUGCCUGUCUGGGUUCCAAUGCGAUGUGAAGCGUUGUAUCCCCGCAGACUGGAAGUGUGACGGACACGUGGACUGUGAGGAUCAGUCGGAUGAACUCAACUGCCAUCAAUGUGCCAAGGGGAUGAUUCACUGCGGAUCACGGAGAUGCAUGGACCAGUCGCACAUGUGUGACGGAAUCAAAGACUGCCCCUGGGGCCAAGACGAGAGGAAUUGCAUAAGACUGAGUGAGAGGAUGGGGGACGAGGGCAAAGGCAAGUUGGAAGUGUUUCAGCCCCAUUUGCAGAGUUGGAAGCCUGCGUGUACCUCGACGUGGGACCCUGCGACUCCUCGGGCCAUCUGUUCCAUGUUGGGAUACAGGAAUGUAACGUCCAGCAACCUUACAAUCAAAGGAUCCAUCGGCUCCAAACAUACUAUAAAAUAUUCAAGCCACACGCUUAAGAGGUAUUCAGUGCCAAAAAGAAAUCUCAAUCUUCUCAAAGAACUUCGUGAUUGCAACACUGAAAACUUUGCCCCGAUAGAACUAGGCUGUUCUAGUUUUACGUGUGGUUUGAGACACCAGCUGUUUCAAGAGAAGAAGCAGCUGCGUAUCGUGGGAGGGACGGAGGCCAACCCUGGUGAUUGGCCGUUCCUUGCAGCGCUACUCGGCGGGCCCGAGCAGAUCUUCUAUUGCGCUGGUGUCCUCAUCUCGGACCAGUGGGUACUCACAGCUUCACAUUGCGUUGGCAAUUUCACCCAAGGAGACUUAUCAGGCUGGACCAUCCAGCUCGGUAUCACCAGGAGACACGCUCACUCUUACUUCGGCCAGAAAAUGAAGGUCAAGAGAGUCGUACCUCAUCCCAUGUACAAUCAAGGCAUUGCUCAUGACAAUGACGUGGCAUUGUUUCAGUUGGCAACGAGGGUGACAUUUCACGAGCAUUUGCUGCCCGUUUGCCUUCCAGAGGCCAACUUUAAGCUGAAGGAGGGUCGGAUGUGCACUGUCAUUGGCUGGGGAAAGAGAGAAGAUAGCGAUGUAUCAGAGUAUGAAGCAGCAGUCAAUGAGGUACAAGUCCCCAUCCUGAACCGUGAUCUCUGCAACAGCUGGCUGGAGCAUCGAGACCUCAACGUCACCCAAGGGAUGAUCUGUGCUGGAUACGCAGAGGGAGGGAAAGAUGCUUGUCAGGGAGACAGUGGCGGGCCACUGUUGUGCAUGACGGAUGAUCGCUCUCCGCGCUGGUUUGUUGGAGGGAUCGUCAGCUGGGGCAUUAAAUGUGCUCAUCCACACCUGCCUGGCGUCUACGCCUACGUGCCUCGCUAUGUCCCGUGGAUCAAACAGCAGAUGGCGCUCUACUCUGAUAAAUAAUGUUUAGGCUUUGACUGUGUUGUAGUCUGAGAGAAGUGAGGGAAUCAGAGAGUGCUCUAUGCAUGAUCUAACGGUUCGGUCAAGUAGUAGUCGAGUGACUUUGAGUUACUAGCAAAGACAUAUUUGAUUAACUGUUUUAAGCACCUCUGGUUUCCUCACUUGUAUAGGCAGUAGCUCUAAAUUAAAUUCCCAGAUAAGAUAGUAAACUUACUAGUGGUAACUAGUAAAAACUGGUAUACAGGGAGUUCAACAGGAAUGUUUGACUAGAAAAAUUGAUAUGUAUCAAAUAUAGCCCCUGGCAUGUGUUAUAUGACUGAUAUAGGCUAUUUACCUUGUCAAUACAGUUUCUUAGCCUGAUUAUUCACUACAUAUUGUUUUGGCACUUGUAUACAGCGACACAUAUGUGUAGUGCUGAAUAAACAGGCUAAGAAACUUUUGAGACAAGGUUAAUAGCCUAUAUUAGUGAUAGGAGUAAUUUCAGCUUAACUAAUGUAAAUGAUCCAAAGAUCACAUAGAAUAAUUUAUGGCAAAGCUUGUCAGAUCUAAACAGGAAACUAUCUUGGAACAGUGAACAGUAUUUCUAUAAGUUUAAAACCAAGCAAUCACUUUAAAUUUAAAAUUAUAUCAGUACCUAUUUAUUUACCAAUUUCUAUUUGUCACUGUUCUACAGUAAGAAAAUGUUAGGGAUUGUGAUUUGAAAUUUAGCUUUACUAAUGGCAUUUGUGAUUGUAACAAGCAAAAACAGCAGCUAGUGAAAAAGUAGCACACUACAUUGAAUGUGUACUUGGAAAACAUACAAAGUAACUGAAAAACCAGCAUUGUAGUCAGGGAUUCACUGUUUCCCAAGUCAAAUCCACAACAAAAUAGUGACAUUUAAUUCCCCAUGCCAAACUAUAGAACUUGAAUUUUGACUUAAGUCUUACUUAGUGCUUCAUAGAACCACCACUCACUUAAAUAAACAAUAGAUUAAAUAAUUUUAGAUAACAAAUACCUAAAAUGGUUUUUCAAAUUUCAUUUAAGUCAUAUACUUAAAAGGUUUACCUCCAAAGAGGAAAUAUCAUAACUAAAAUGAAAAGUUUUGGGUUUUAAUCGGAAUAUAUGCAUUAUAAAUACAUAUCUGUUACUGUUGUUAGUUUUAAAAAACAUAUCUUUCCCAAAGUGAAAAUUGUAUAUCAGUAAAGUCUAACCAGUGUGAGGUUUUUGAGUGUUUUAAAGUAUUUUAUAAUAGUAAAACUGAAUUAUUAGUAGUAAAUAACCCACAUCCCCUUAAGGGACUGAGACAUAUCCAAAUAGUUCAACUUUGAUUAGUUUCUCAACACUAUUAAUUAAGAUGAUUACUUCCUAAUUUUUGUACAAAUUCUCUAGAUACAAAAACUCAAACUUGCAGAUAAAGUAAAAUUCAUAUCUAUCAUUUUGAAAUAUUUUUUUACUGAACACUUCACUGAAGUCAGCCUUAGAGUAGCUUCUGAAACACUCAUAUCAAUUAACCAAGUCAAAUGUUUUACAUCAGUUUACUAAUCACUUAUGACUUGGAUUUAAUCAGGGUGGGGCACACUGUUUUUGUUCUAACAGAUACUGUUUGUUAGGUUAAAGAAUCUGAAGUAGUUGAUUUUUGUUUCAUGAUAUUUUUUAAUCUCAUAACCAGGUUUAGUAAGUCUGUGAUUGUGAGCCAAGGAGGGUUCAAUAGUCAACUAAGGUUGAGAUUGUAUGGAUGGUUUACAUUUCAGGAUCAAUAAUACUAUCAUUAUUGGUUAAAGUAGUCAAUUAUCCAAAUAUCAAUCUGUACCAAGAAUUUCAUUUUUGUAAUUUGCUUAAGAAACAAAGCAUUAACAUAGUUGUUAUCAUAUAGUAAUUAUAUAUUAAAUUCAGGGUUGUUACUUGUCAUGUAAAUAUGGAAUAUAUAUCUGGAGAAAAAAUGAAAAGAAGAUAAUUAAUUAUUGAAUAAAACAAUCUAUACAAUCAUGAAUCUGUAAAUAAUCAAUAGUAAGUAUGAGUCUGCUCCUCAAAGUCUUUCGUGUUUGUAUGUAGACGCUAUAUAUUUACUCAAAAUUUACGUUUCUCCGAUCGACAUCGGAAGAUAUAUUCUUCUACCUGACAGCAUAUCACCUACUUAGACAAUGAUGAGAAUCGAUUCAUUCGUCGAUGAGUCGAAUUUUGUAAUCGUAUUUGUAUAUUCUAAACGCCUUUGGAAAUUAUUUUGAAUAUUAUCUGAUCUCUUUAUUUCUUACAAAGAAAAAAAUUACUACAAAAGCUCAAAUAAUUUAGUGAACUUAGAUGGUAUAAACGGUUGUGUAUACAUCAAUAAAUCAAUAUAAAUUGUGAUAUAUAUUUACACUAGUAUUUAUACAUUACUGCAUAUACACGAUUUAUAUUGAAUAAAUCUAUUAGCUAAGCUUGUAAACGUAUUAGCUUAGAUUAGGUUAAGUGUAAUGUAAGACAAUAAUAUGUGCUAUAGAAGCUUUGCGGGCGACUGCCCUGACAAUAAUGAGGUGUGUAGUGUGUAUGGUCCUACCAUUCAAUAUCAGCUGCAACCACUACAGCAGAAAAAAGUUAGUUCUGAUUCAAAAUGUAUAAUCAGCAUCAGCAUAGACUCAGGUUAACAGAGGUGUGGAUGGAAAAGUGUCUUAGAAAAAUAUCUCAGUUGAAGAUCACAAAUUUGGGUUCUGGGUUACUUUCUUGUUAUUCAUAGUUAAGUUAUCGUAUCCAAAAUAAAUUCCCACAUCAACAAGUAAUAGAAUUUAUUUUCAACACUAAAAAUGUUUAUUUGUUUUUUUUUAUUAUCA